Paramuricea clavata is the source of this 3087-nucleotide messenger RNA. Lineage: Eukaryota; Metazoa; Cnidaria; Anthozoa; Malacalcyonacea; Plexauridae. The record is from the annotation of a GenBank genome assembly.
AUGUUGCCUUUACAACGUUCUAUUAAACGCUGUUUGAAUAGAAUUAAUCGAAAACAAAUCAUAGCAAUCACGUUUCUAUCACUUAUUGCUAUCAUAACUUGGAGAAUCAAUGAACGCGCUGGGGAAAUUAAUUCAAGUGGCGAAGUUCCAUAUAAAGCGUUUGGUACCGAAAUAAUUCCACACAAAGACAAACGAAGCGAAUCUAAACAGUAUUUAUCUUAUCAACCACCUGGAGGUGGUUGGAAUAAUCAAAGAAUUGCUUUCGAAAAUGCUGUGAUUAUAGCCGCCAUGUUGAAACGAACACUUCUUGUCCAACCAUUAGCUCCUCACGAUCGCAUGUUGGAACUGAAGACGCAAUAUAACCAGUCAGCGGGGUAUACCAUCUACAACAUGCUCACAACAAACGAGUUGGUUUCCGUCUCGAAACUUAUUGAUCUUGACAAACUCUCAUCAUUGCUCUCUGUACAAGAGAUAACUUCAAACCAUCAUGAUUUUUUAAAGAAAUAUAAUACUAGUUCGUGGUAUGUAGUCUGCCACAAUGGUCUAGCUCAUGCUUGGGUUGAUAAAAUACCUGCUAGAUUUAAUACAGGCAGACUAAGUCUAAAUUUUAAAAAAUACAGUCAGAAUUUCAAAAAGAUUGCUAAAUAUCGUCAAGUUUGCCCAGAGAAAACAGAAAAUGAACUGGGGGUCUGGGAAUUUUUACCUGAGUUGCGCAAACGACAAGAAGACAUAAUUUACUUCGAAAAAGGGUCGUUAUUUGUUCGGCAUAUAUUCUUUACAGAUUACAAAAGAGCUUUAAGCGCGCAAAAAGCACUGAUUGACUGGAUACAACCAUCACCAGAGGUACUAUAUAACGUUGCAAGAAUUGAAUCCGCCAUUGGAAAACCUUUUAACGCUAUUCACGUGCGCAGAAAUAAUCAUAAAACUGGCCUAGGUUUGAGUAUUCAACACUGGUUAUUACAGUUAACAAAGGCGAAUGCACUACAGUACUCUAACAAACUGUAUAUUGCCACAGAUGAAGCGAAUUUAACAUGGUUUUCUCCGCUUAAAGAAGCAGGAUAUAGUAUUUUAUUCGCAAAAGAUUUUGAGAUUUUUCGUGAAAUUCAUGAAAGUAGUUCAAUUACGAGCAAAGAUAUCAUAGGCUUCCAUGAACAGGUGAUUUGCUCUAAUGCAGAAUUUUUUAUCGAAUCGCAUUAUUCGACGUUUUCCCGGAUUAUCGAACGAUAUCGGGAAGGUCAAAUUUGGGACAAAAAAUAUUUCCGAAAUUUGAUAUUUUCUUCAGUUAAAUGGAUAAAUAUUUACAAGUAUAUAUAACAGGACCACCGGAACGAAUAGGCAGUGGGAAAAGUCACUAUAUAAAAGAUGCGUUACUUAUUUGAUGGAACAGUUAUCCUUAGAUCAUACCAGAAAACGCAUGAAAUGCAAUCCUAGGCUCUCAAAGACGCAAAAUUAGCGCCAUCCUCGCAUUUCAUGGACUUCAUUGGCCAGAAACCAGUCAAACAUUAUCUGGAACUUUGAAUCUCCUGGACUUGAGAUUUGGUGAAAAUUGCCCUUCCUGGAGUCGUCUCCGGGCCCCUGGCAAGUGCGAUUCCAAACUCGUACCCAGGACACUUGAUGCAACGGCGGAAGCAAGACGCCCUUGCCCUCGGUUCUCGGUACGUAAAUUGUCUGCAUAUAGCAGAAAAAGUUCCUUAUAUGUUUGCAUGGUGAAAUAACUUUCAUUGUUUUGUAGCCCUGGCUUAUGGAUCGAAUUAAAGAUUUGACAAAUACAUUUAAGCGGUGUUUGUACAAAACGAAAUGAAACCUAUCAUAAUAUUGUACACUCAGUGUAAAAUUAAGAGUCGUGAUGUAUACGUAAUACUACGGAAAAUAAAGGGGGGGGGGGGCUUCUAUAUGAAGAUUUUAUCUGCAGAAGACACGGUCAAUUUUUAUAUAUGCUAGAUAAAUUAAGAUAUUUCUUCAUUUCUAUUUUAAUCUUGAAGACAACAUGACGUAACAUGAAAAUUUAGGCUUAGAUAUUUUUGUGUUAAAUAUUGUGUACUAUGACUAUAUGUUUGUUCAUCAACAAUAUUUUGUCCAAAAUCACAUGGACGGUUGUAUAAAUGUUGUUCUGUUUUUCCUUGAACUUUUGCUUUUAUUUGUUCUUGCUAUUCUUCGUGCUUAUUAUCGCGGUUGGCUGCCUAUCCUGCUGGUUUGAUCAUUUCACGUCUACUGCACUGGAAACGAACAGAGAUCAGGAGAGUUGGUAAAUAUAAACUGAAAUUUAACUCUCUUACUUUUAAAGAAUACUGAAAUAAUCACUUUCUUUAGUAAACUUCUUAAAAACAAUCACUACUAAAUAUAACGGUUCAAAGAUUAUAUAUUACUUAUUUUGAAUUAUUAAUGUCAGUAAUUAUUAUAGUCUAAACUGUAGUAUAUAUACAAGUCUCUACAAGAUAAUUUCUUCUUAACAUUGAUAGAUCGCAUGUCAUAAGACUAGUCCCGACAUUUAGACCAUAAACAGAGAAAGUGAAAAAUGUCGUAACGCAAUAUAUAACAUCAAGUAAUUUGUUUAUGUGCGCCAUUGUGGAACAGAUUUGUAUAUAACAAAGUCAACAAAAUGAUCGCUCAACAUCAUUGUAACUUCUACCCAUGCAUAAAGAUAAAAAUACUUGACCAAAACUGCAUUUUACAAAUCUUUUUGUUUCAGUUUUAUUCUUAUCAAUGACGGUGAUCCUUGAUUUCACGUCUUUGCAAGAAGAAAGAGCUAAAGAUUUUUGGAGGAACGACAAAACAACAGGUAAUGUUUACAAUAGCUGGCGGGUACCAAACAUCAAAGAACUGAUCUCUACUCCGAAUAAAUAUUGCUUAAACAGGCUGAACGAGAGACACUAAAGUUUAAGAGAACAUGUUUUACUUGAUGAAGUAACAAGUUAACUUAUGAAUGAGCUCAUUCUUGUUUGCGGUAAUGUGCAGUGCCCUUUCUUCUCCACAGAAAUUUUCGCCGAGCGAAGGAAACGCAGUAGUACCGAACUUGAGAAUCUAUGUAGUUUGAGAAUUUGUCUCUGUGGAGGCCAACCUCGUUCACAGGCAUGGGAACGAGGUUGA